GAAGAAGUCACCUGUCUCUGCAACGCCCACAUGUAUCUCUAACUCUUCAAUUCAAUUCUCCAUUCCUUUCUACUUUUACAUAUUUCUAUAUUAGCUAUCUGUAGCUACACUUCCUCUUGAUUGACUAUUCUUCUUUUAAUCUCUUUACUCUCUCAAAUGGCCGCAUUUUUGUCUAUUCUCAGACGCCUAUACCUCGUAGUUUACAACUGGACCGUCUUUGUCGGAUGGUGUCAAGUUUUGUACUUUGCUGUGAAGACCUUGAAGGACUCUGGCCAUGAACAUGUCUACAAUGCCGUCGAAAAGCCUCUCCAGCUUGCCCAAACGGCUGCCGUUUUAGAGAUUCUUCAUGGGCUAAUAGGCUUGGUGAGAUCUCCCAUAACUGCAACAUUGCCACAAAUAGGUUCAAGAUUGUAUGUAACAUGGGGUAUAUUAUGGAGUUUUCCUCAGACCCAGACUCACAUACUAGUUAGUUCACUGGUCAUCAGCUGGUCCAUAACUGAGAUCAUUCGGUAUUCUUUCUUUGGCUUGAAGGAGGCUAUUGGUUUUACACCAUCUUGGCUCUUAUGGCUGAGGUAUAGUACAUUUCUGUUGUUUUAUCCAACUGGCAUCACCAGUGAAGUCGGUUUAAUUUAUAUUGCCCUUCCAUACAUAAAGGGAUCUGAAUUGUAUUCUAUAAGAAUGCCGAACAAAUGGAACUUCUCAUUCGAUUACUUCUAUAGUGCACUUCUUGUUCUCGGACUCUAUGUCCCAGGUAGUCCUCAUAUGUAUACCUACAUGCUUGCGCAAAGGAAGAAAGCUCUUUCCAAAUCAAAAAGGGACUAGGAAAUUUUGUGUUACAUUCUUUACUAUCAUUUACUUGCAUGCUAUCAGUGUUUUGGUUCGACAGCUUUGUGCUGAGCCUGGACCAGUUAUUGAAAUAUCUUGAAAAUCAAAGAACACUCCGAUUGUUUGUUUAUAUUUCGAUUAGGUUGAGUAUGGUUAAAAGAAUAUUGUAUUAUUAGGAAUGUUACAUUAAGGGGAAGAUAGAUUACCUUGAAGAUUAUUGAGAAUGUUAUAUUAAUUAUGUUUAGUUAGAUUAAAAUAAAUUGGUG
Pistacia vera is the source of this 1091-nucleotide messenger RNA. Its product is annotated as very-long-chain (3R)-3-hydroxyacyl-CoA dehydratase PASTICCINO 2-like. The record is from RefSeq and is a predicted model, not a curated record. Bases 157 to 822 code for a protein of 221 amino acids. Gene Ontology annotation, cellular component: endoplasmic reticulum membrane. Gene Ontology annotation, molecular function: 3-hydroxyacyl-CoA dehydratase activity. The transcript has 9 exons. Lineage: Eukaryota; Viridiplantae; Streptophyta; Magnoliopsida; Sapindales; Anacardiaceae. Gene Ontology annotation, biological process: very long-chain fatty acid biosynthetic process; fatty acid elongation; sphingolipid biosynthetic process.